CAUGAGGUGAAGGACAAACUCCAUAGGACUGUCGUCGAAAUUAAACAGGCUAGACAACAUGAAUCUUGUCGGAAAGAAAGUUUUGCAGAGACAUGGACUGACAUUUUGCCGCUUUAUUGCAGCUCGGUAUUCAACACAACCAGGUACAAAGGAGCACAUAGAAAGUCUCGUAAAGGAAAAGCCGGUUUUUGUGUUCAUGAAAGGUACUCCGGAUCAACCGAGAUGUGGAUUUAGUAACGCUGUUGUGCAGAUAUUGAAGUUUCAUGGUGUUGAAAAGUUCGACUCCUACAAUGUACUUGAAAACGAAGAUGUUCGGCAAGGGGUAAAAGACUAUACAAACUGGCCAACAAUUCCUCAAGUAUUCAUUGGUGGAGAAUUUGUUGGUGGCUGCGACAUCAUGUUGGAGAUGCACAAGAAUGGUGAACUUAUAGAGGAACUUAAGAAGGCUGGCAUCAGAUCUGCACUGCUAGACGAGCCACAAAAACAAGUGUGACAUGACUUUAAGUGAAGCAGCUUUAUACUUCAUGUCACAUGCAAUACAUUUGCUGUUCUAGAUUAGCAGUGUAUGAAUUUUGAAUGAAUGUCAGGUUCUUGUUUGUGUUUCUUGUCAUAGUGCAAAAUUAAAAUCUGCUAUUGCUGAUUUUUGUUUUGCCUUAAAAUUUGUGGCAAUCCAUAGAAAAUGCAUCAGUAUAUGCAGAUAAACCUUUUUAUUUUUCUCUUUUUUUUUCUUUUUAGCUGCUUGCUCAUUGCUAGGGUUUUCAAUAUUUAAUGCACAUUCACAAUAAAUAAGUUUUACAUUUAA
This is a messenger RNA of Pomacea canaliculata, 802 nucleotides long. Its product is annotated as glutaredoxin-related protein 5, mitochondrial-like. Lineage: Eukaryota; Metazoa; Mollusca; Gastropoda; Architaenioglossa; Ampullariidae. Bases 59 to 493 code for a protein of 144 amino acids. The record is from RefSeq and is a predicted model, not a curated record. The transcript is spliced from 2 exons.